Molecule: messenger RNA, 4664 nt
Organism: Styela clava
Lineage: Eukaryota; Metazoa; Chordata; Ascidiacea; Stolidobranchia; Styelidae
Source: RefSeq, a predicted model, not a curated record
UUAUAUUGUAAAUCAAUAAACCUAACACUGCAAAUAAUGAAUAUGCAGUCUGUGAUUAGUUUCUGACUGAAUUCAAAAUUAUCUAAUAAUUGUUGAAAUGGAGAAGAAAAAGCUAUACAUUGGAUCAUCUAUCGGGGAAUUGAAUAAAAAAGGAAAAUAUGAUUUUGACAGAGGUAGAAGCAUAAAAAUCCAUAUAAAUCACAGUGAUAAAACAUUCCAAGCUGCUGAAGCAGCUCGUCUGAACGGAGAUGAAGAAAGAGGAUAUAUUUUGUACAUGAGGUACCUGGAUAUAUUUCAAAAAGUGAGAGCAUCACAAGACUUCAAGAAAGAUUCAGGACAUUACUCUCUUCUUCUGGGAACAAAAAAAUUUGCAGAGGCUAUUGAUCAUGCAGAAAAACUGUCUUGCAGCUUGAGAAAAAGAUAUGAAGAUUUAAAAAAUGGUUCUGAACCAUCUAAAGCUGAUGAAACAUCUAAAGAUUCAGGGGAAAAAAAUGGUACUAUUUUACCAAAAUCAGUUAACACACCCAAAUCGAAUGGUGUUGAUACCACUGUGAAACAAUCAAAUACAGUUGUACAAAAUCCGUCAGUUGUUCCGAAAGAUGCAAAAGAUAUUUCCUGUGAAAAACUACAUGAAAUUUUAUUUUCAACCAAAUUGGAUGUGUUGAUGCUUGAUAUUAGGACUUCUGAUGAAUUUCAAGAGUCGUGUAUAAGACAUCCAGAUUGCAUAAAUGUUCCGAAAACCCAUAUUAAACCUGGCACAGUUUGUAAGAGAAUCGAGGAAGGAAUCACUAAUAUUGACCACUUGGAUAAAUGGAAAAACCGGGCAAUUCCAGAUAUUAUCGUUAUGAUUGAUUGGAACGGGACCUUGAAACGUUUGGAUGAUUUGAAAGAUCCUCUCAGAAGUUUAAACGAUGCUCUUGUGAAGUGGGAGCAAGAAAUUUUUCUGAAACGUAAUCCUGUUGUUCUCACUGGUGGUUAUAUUGAUUGGUUGGAUUAUUAUCCCCAAUUCUCAACAAAUUCAAAAGUUGCUCGACCGACUCUACAAACGAGAAAAAUUACAAGUGUUACAAGCCUCACUGAUUUUCAUUUCAACGAUUUACUACCAUUGACACCACCUAAGCAAGUUGAUAAGAGUUCUAUAAAUAAUGAAGAAAAAGAUUCAGACAGUAAAGAUUGGGAUGAUGCAGAAGUUUUAGGGGAAGUUGGAAAAAGUGAAUCUGUAGUCAAGACACCUGAUCCUACAAGCCCUGCUAUAAAUAACUUGUAUCCCAGUGUGCCUCAGAAUGUCAAUCUGUCAUCAAAGAAAACUGAAAGUUCCGCUGAGAAUUCUCAAAACGAUAUCACAGAUUCUGCUAAACCGACUGCAUCGACGAUUGCCAAUGGAAUUGGGAAGAAAAACAUUCCAGCUGUUGAUAGAAGCAAAAAACCUAGUAUGCCAAGUCGUAACUUGAAGCCACAGACUGAAAUCAGUAAAGCAAAGAACAUUAUGGAUGUUGAUAGUUCUGUCGGGGUUAAAGAUUGGCCUCCUGCUUCUUUUGUUAAUGGAACGAAAACUCCUUCAUCAUCGAAUAAUUCUGAGAGUGAGUUUUCUCAAAUUUCUGCUAAAGCAGCUGCGUCUAUCGAUAGAAUUGAAAUGAUUAAGAAAAAGAAAGAAGAAGAUGAAAGGAAAACAAAAGAAUUGGAAGACAAGAAAAAAUUGCUAAAGAUUGAGGCAUAUGAAAGACAAUUAAAAGAAGAGGCGGAAGAACAAGAAAGACAAAGAAAAAAUGCUGAAAAGGAAGUUGCAGAUCUAAUGAGGAACAUACGCAAAAAUGAGCCAACAAAAGUAGUUAAGGAAACAACACCUGUUGAUGUACCUAAGGAAACCAAUAGCGUUGAUCAGAAUAAAAACACUCCAGAAUCUCCACCAACACCAAAACCAGUUAUAGUGAAGCCGCCAGAGAAAAUCCCAACACCUGCAAUUCCAAGAGAUAGAAAACCUGUAGCGAGUGUGGUUGCAAACAAAAAAGAUGAUGCUAUAAAAACUCCUGAUCAACAAAAAAAUUUAGACGCCGGUCCUCGAAAAGAUGAAAUCCCACCGACAAAUAAACCUGAAAAAUUGGUGGUCGUCGAUAAAUCAGAUGCCGUUACCCAUGCCCCUCAGCCUACUGUUCCUCCUACGUCAACAAUCAAAGAAGACAAGCCAGCAGUAAUCAAACCAGAGCCGAAAGUUACACCAAAACCAAUUACACCGAAACCGAAGGAUAUCGCGCCACAAAAAAAAUUAAUAAAGACUAAUGAUACAGCAGAGAAGUUCAAAGCAAAACCAAAACCAACAGUGAAGGCUCCUAUAAGCAGAGACUUGCCUCAACUUCCUCCGUCCGAUCCAUUGAAAAGACAAGGUUCAACUAAUCUACCACUUAGUUGGGAGAAGAGAUUAGACAGACAAACGGGAAGAUAUUUUUAUUUGGAUCAUAAAACUAAAACUACACACUGGACGUUACCGAAUAAUGUUGCAUCGACAAUUACAAAGGCUCCACUUCGUGAUGAAAAUACUGCUCCUACUCAUGGAGGCCUCAAACGAUCAAGCUCCUCACCGAAUAUUGCUCAACUCAAAGACGAUACUCCAAUAACGGACCACGCCAAACCAAAACCUUCAAUACCAGAUAGAGAGAAUAAACCAAGAGCACCUGAAUCGCAAGCUGUUCCAGAUGAUCCGAAUAUUUUUGCUUUGAAACUUGAUAGACUCCAUCCUGCCCCUGGUGGAUCAGGCCCUGGUUUAUGUGGGUUAAUGAAUCUGGGAAAUACAUGUUAUAUGAAUUCAGUUUUACAAUGCAUGUUCAAUACGACUCUACUCGUCGAAUAUUUUCUAAUGAACACAUAUAAAGACCACAUUAACAGGCAAAAUUUCUUGGGAUCAGGAGGUGAAAUUACGGAUGGUUUUUCAAUGCUUAUGAAAGCAUCAUGGGGUGGUCAAUACAGACAUUUAACGCCUCGAGAUUUUCGACAUACUAUUGCAAAAUUCAAUUCGAGAUUUGGUGGCUACACUCAACAGGAUUCACAGGAACUGUUAUUGUUCUUGAUGGACGGACUCCAUGAAGAUCUGAAUGAAAUAAAGGAAAGGAGUUACGUUGAAGAAGAAGACAAUGAUAAUAUGAAUGAUAAUAAAGCUGCAAGAAUUGCGUGGGAACAUCAUAACCGUUUAAACAAAUCCAUUAUUGUUCAACUCUUUCAGGGUCAGUUUAAGGCGACAGUUCAAUGUUUACAUUGCAAAACAACUUCGAGAAAAUUUGACGUUUUCAUGUAUUUGUCUCUCCCUGUACCAUCGCAAAAUAGCUGCUCUAUACAUGACUGCAUCAAGAAGUUCUCGGAAGUUGAGAAACUAUCAGGUGAUAACAAAUGGAGAUGUCCGAAUUGUAAAACAGAGAGAGAUGCUGUGAGAAAAAUGGAAAUUUGGAAGUUACCACCUGUUCUGUUUAUCCACUUCAAAAGAUUUUCUUUCUGUGGACGUUGGGGCGAUAAAGUGCAAACUUCGGUUAAGUUUCCGGAAAAGAAUUUAAACUUAAAUGAAUAUGUGAAAGGAUCGAAGAAAAAAGACUCCUAUCAGUUGUAUGCUGUUUCGCAUCACCAUGGAACUAGUUUGGACAGCGGACAUUAUGUUGCAUCAUGUAAAAGUCCGAUUGAUAAUAAUUGGUAUAAAUAUGAUGAUCAUGAGGUAUCAAGAACGUCUGUACCAUCGGGUCCCAGUACAUACAUUCUAUGUUACACCAGUUUGAAACAUUCUUUGCAUUUGAAAAGUUCUUAAUCAAUUGAGUGUUCUGUAAUGUAACAAUGUACAAAAGUAAAUUUUAUCUUCUUGUAACAUCAUUUGUAUAUAAUAUUGAUAUUUGCUGCUUCUUUCAUAAUUCUUCUACAUUGUUCUCGCAAUAUUCACCCUCAUUUUUGAAUGAAAAUAAAUUAUAUCUUUAUCCAGUAAAACAAGAUAUGGGUAUAAGAAAAUACAUGAUGGGAUUUUUCUUGUCGUGUUUGCACUUACUCAAAUGUAACAGUAAAUAUUAUAUAUAGUCAGGUAUAUAUUAUUAUAGGUUAGAGCAGUGGUUCCCACCGCGGCCCAAUUUCGGCCCGCAUAAAGAUUUAAUAUUGUCGGCCGAGCUUAAGUGAAAUGGUUUGACACUUUAUGUUUUUACCUUUUCGUGUUAUAGAUAUUGUGAAUUGUUAAAGCAUUAUCACAGUUCAAGCAUGUAUUCAACUAUACAUGUAUCUUAAUCAUACGUACCGGUAUCGGCCCCUCACAUCCUUCUGCUUCUAAUUUUGGCCCCCAGUCAAUCAACUUUGGGAACCACUGGGUCAAAGUGUUUGACUUAACUGUGCCGGCAUCACAGAUUACACAACUAGGGUUCAAAUCCCAUGCCCCCAUUUCACCCAGGGUGUGAGUUGUCCAAAUAAUAGUAACUUCUCGGGAAUCAUCUGAAAAUGUCUCACCGCCCAUUUGUCAUUUCACCGUAUUCCAGUGUAAAUACUGCAUUGUCAUUUUUACCAUGUAUUUAUCACAUUUGUUAAUAGUUACUUGCGUUUGCUCUCCUAUUUUUCCGUCUAUAUUGUAUUCUUUAAGUUUGCCUUCUCUUUAUAUUGUUGUAUAUUGUCUAAUUUAUCAGUCUGUGACGAAUAUUAUAAUAUGGCAAAAA